AUGAAGGAAACAAAAUCUGGUGAAACUUCAGGUGCUACUGCUAAUCAAGGUGCAAAUUCAGGUUAUGGUUCUUCUUCAUCUAACGCUAAUACUUCCAAUGUUGGAUCUUCUUCUGGUUAUGAUACUGGUACUGGUGCCGCAGCUGGAGCUGGUAUUGCUGGAGCUGGUAUUGCAGGUCAUCAUGCUUCUAAAUCUGGUGAUGCUACUGCUACUUCAGGUUCUUCAUCUCAUCCAAACUCAUCUGGUAAUACUACUGGAUAUAAUGAUCCUUCCACAACUUCUUCUCGUCAACCUCAAGUUUCUGCUGGUUCAUCAUCUGGUUAUAAAGAUCAAACUUCAUCAAGAGGUGCUACUCAACCUGAUUAUGAAACUUCCUCAUCUUCCGCUGCUCCUGUUUCUAGAGAAACUCAACCAUCAAGUUCUUCAUCUCAUGGUUAUGGUAAAGAAGCUACAGGUGCUGCUGCUGGAUUAGGGGCAGGAGGUGUUGCAGGUGGUGGUGUUGCUUCCAAUUCUAGUGGAUCUACUGAACAAUCUGGUACAAGUGAAAAUAGAAAGAGUGGAUUAUUUUCAAGAUUUUCUAAAAAAGAUGCUUCAUCAGUUGCUAAAGGUGCAAAGGAAGAUGCUAGUAAAUUUUCUGGUCAAGCUCAAGGUAUUGCCUCUGAUGUUAAAAAAGGUGAUUAUUCAAGUGCAAAGAAAUUUGCUGCUGAUGCUAAAGAGAACCCAGAUAAAUAUGUUGGUAACACUAGAUCCGCUUUCAAUGAAUCAAAAUCUGGAUCUUCAGCUGCUGGUACAAAAGAUACAACCAAUGCUGCAAGUCAAGUUCCUAGUGAUUCUGGUCAUACUUCUGGUCAUGGUGUUGGUAAAGGAGCUGCUGUUGGUGCUGGUGCCGCAGGUGCAGGUGCUUAUGCAGCUAGUAAUUCUCAUUCAGGUUCAACUCAACAACAUCAAUCAUCUGGUAAAUCAACUGGUGCAUCAGGUUCAGGUUCAAGUUCAACUGGUGCAGCUGGUGCUACUCUUCCUCCACAAUUGGCUUCUGAUGGUUCAAAUGGUUAUCAAUCUAAAUCUACUAGUGGUGCUCAUACCUCUUCUGGACAUGAAUCAUCAACAGGUUAUACAGGAUCUAAACAUGAUGUUUUUGGUAAUCAACCACCACAAGCUUUGAAGAAUUCUGAUGCUAAAGGUUAUACAUCUGCUCAACAAGCUGAACAAGAACCAAGUUCUGGUGGUCAAUCUACUGGUGGUCAAUCUACUAGUGGUCAUGCUGGUACAGGUGCUGCUGCUGGUGCUGCCAUUGGUGGAGCAGGUGUUGCAGCUCAUUCUCAAGGGAAAUCAAAUGAAGCUCCAUCAUCCACCAAGAAUGAACAAGGUAUUCCACAAAAUUUGUCAAAUCCAUUUACUGAUGGUUCAGCUCCACAACAGCAACCAAAUAAUCCAAAUGCUGAUGAUGUUUCAGGAGGUGAACAAAAGACAUUAGAUCCAAAAUCUGCAGAUCAAGUUAAAACAAGUUCAGGACCAGAUCAUCAAGCUCCAAAAUCUUCAACUUCAAAACCAUCAAAAGUUGCAGCUACUGAAGAUUCUCAUCCAACUUCGCUAGGUGUUGAUAAUCAAGAUAAAUCAAGUGGUAGUGGAUAUGGAUUUGGUGGUAUCGCAGCAGGAUUAGCUGGUGCAGCUGGUGCUACAGGAUUAGCUAGUAAAAUUGGAGGAGGUGGUUCUAACCAAGAAACUAAAGAAGGUUCUAUCCCAAGCGGUGGACAAAAAGUUAGUUCUAAUUUAUCAAAAGAUGCAGCUGGUGAAGGAUAUUUAGAAACUGCAAAGGGAUAUGCUGAGAAUGCUGGAUCAACAUUUAAUGAUUAUGUUCAAGUUGCAGCUGAUAAAGCUGAUGAAUAUGCCAAAGGUAGUGAUAAUAAAUAUAUUGGUCAAGGGAAUGAAUAUGUUCAACAAUUGGCUGAAAAAUCUGAUGAAUAUGCUAAACAACAUGGUGAAUCUAGUAAAAACAAGAGUGUUAGUGAUUCAAAGAGUUCAGCAGGUGCAGCUGCCACUAAACCAAGUUCUGGUGGUAAACAAAGUGGUCAAGAGCUGAGUAAUAAAUCAAGUAAAGUUGGUGGUGCUGGUGCUAGUUCAGGUGCUGCUGGUGCUACAGGUGCUACAGGUGCUGCUACAUCAGGUUCUACUUCAGGUGCUGCUGGCUCCACAUCAGGUACUAGUGCCUCUGGUUCCUCAGCUGCUGCACAAUUUGCCAACAAGAAAUCUGGACAAGAUGAACAAGAACAAUCUGAAUCCUUACCAAAGCAUUUCCAACAUGAAAAUAAGAAUCCAUUUAGUGGUAAAACAGGACCAGUUCCAGGUACAGAGGAUCAAGUUAUUCCACAUACUCAAACUUCGGAUAUCCCUAAAGCUGAACAAGGAUAUGGAGCUACACAUGCUGCACAUGGUCAUACAGCAUCUGCUCAACCUACAAAAGCUAGUGAUUCAUUACAACCUCCAAGGGCUAAUGCUGGGUAUGAUACUGAUUCCAAUUCAAGUACUUCAUCACCAAAGAAGCGUGGGUUAUUAUCAAAGAUUAAACAAAAAGUUAAAGGUGAGAGUAGUGCACCAAGUUCUACACAGGGGACACCAAAGAAGACAAGUACUUAA
Molecule: messenger RNA, 2634 nt
Organism: Hansenula anomala
Lineage: Eukaryota; Fungi; Ascomycota; Saccharomycetes; Phaffomycetales; Wickerhamomycetaceae
Exons: 1
Coding region: 1-2634 (877 amino acids)
Source: RefSeq, a predicted model, not a curated record